AGCACAUGUAAACACAUGUCAACUUACACAAGCUGUUACCAAACGCUGCUGAAGGCUGUUCUGUAAUGAGUCGCAGCCCUCCUCUAUGAUCCCGCUGUCUCACUGAAGUGUGUUUUUCUGUCAGGAAGGGGCUGUUACAUCAUAGACGCAACAAUGAAGUCCAUCGCUUGUAUUUCUACCUCUGUGAGAACGGCGUGUCAGCACACCUCAGCUUGUUUCUCUCUAAAUCGUGCUGUGAUUCGUUCCAGUCCGGUGGGUAGAUGCACUAAUGCAGUUUUUGCUAGUAAAACUGUAGUUGCGCAACAACCGUGCGUAACCGGUGUACGUGCUUUUCAUGGUUCACAUGUAAAUACAGCAGCGGUCCAGCACGUGAGUGCAGCACCUCUCCCCAUCCCGGUUUAUGUACCUGGGAAAAGUGAGAACGAACUGAACCAACUUGGAAGACGCAUGACACCUAAAACGGCCACAAGAUCGGCCCCACACCUGUCCCCAUACAGCCCAUACACCAAACCACAAAGUAACACAGCUGUCAACAUCCACUCAUUGUUUGAAGGGGAAGUCAUCCAGGAGCUGUGCACCAGGCUGACACACUUCCCAAUCAAUGACAGGGCAGAGGGACUGGCCACUUUACUGGGAGCAUGUGUUGAGUUUGGUGUGGAUGGCCACAACCCUCUAGUCUCUAGACUGAUAAAUGAGUGCCUGGAGCUCCUCUCCAACAGAGACAUCAGGGUGGCACAGCUCUGCCACCUGGGUGAGGUGGCGUACGCCCUGGAAGGCCGCCAGUCAGCGAUGGUGACAGAGGUCCUGGACUCCAUAGGUGCAGUUUUAGAAGAGGACAUUGUCUCUCCCAGCGAGGCUGUCAGGGUCUACUCCCUCCUGGCUCUGUGUUACCAGCCUGCCAGCCAGCGGCAGACACUCCUGCUGUCCACUUUGCACAGACACACACAAAGGCUGGUCCACAGGCUAAAAGCCAGACAAGUCAGCGACAUUCUGCAGUCCCUGCUGAAGUUACAGCACAGACAGGCCAUUUCCUUGGUGCUGAGGCUGAGUCACAGAGCAUCACGAGUCUUUAAAGCUUUCAGUAACAAUGAAGUGAUUAAGGUGCUCUCUGCAUUGAUGAUCCUGGGACAGCAUGAUGAAGAGCUCCUGGCUGCUAUGGAGAAACACGUGCCAGGGAGGCUGGGAAAGUGUGAUCCGGAGUUAAUCAGCACCGUCAUGGAGUACUGUCUGCAAACGAGGUGCCGCUCUGAGCCCAUCUUUGAAGCUGUGGCUGAGAACUUUGUACUCCAUGCUGAGAGACACACCACCCUCCAGAUAGCCAAACAGAUCGUCGCCAUGGGGAGACUCAACUACCUGCCACAGUGCUCCAAUCAGAUGUUUAAGAAGCUGGAGAGCAUUUUAUCAUCAAGGUUUUCCCAAUUCCAGCCUCGCUCGCUGAUAGAGGUGCUGCACGCCUGCAUCCACCUAGAACGCUUCCCGCUCAACUACAUGUCCAAAGUUUUCAGCCCGUACUUCCUGCAGAGGCUGCAAGCACAGGGGGAGCCAUUGGACAAGAACGCAUUGGGACAACUGACACAGCUCCAUCUCUCCACAUCAUUAGAGUGCAGUCACUACUGGGGUCCCAGGCUGCCCUUCUUCCUCCAUGUGAAGAGGUUUUCGUCUGUGGACCAGGCCUUUGAGACACCCAUGGAGAGUCUCUUGUACAAACAGGUCAAACGGCCGCUGACACAGCUGUUGGGGGGAAAGUUUUACUCCACCAGUAUAUUUACUCAUAGUGGAUACACUGUAGAUGUGGAGAUAUGCCUGGAUGAGGAAGGUUUUGUUCUGCCCCUGUCUCAGUGGGAUCACACGUAUAGAAGGAUGGCACUGUGUUUAGAUGGUCAAAACCGUUUCUGCAGCAACACGCAACACCUGCUGGGAAAGGAAGCCACUAAGAGGAGACACCUCCGUAGGAUGGGCUAUGAGGUGGUGCAGAUCCCUUACUUUGAAUUUGAGAAGUUAAGAACUCACAGGGAACAGGUCCAAUAUCUUCACAGCAAGAUCUUCCCCACCAUCUUCAAGUUCAAUCACAGUUGACUCACAGAUUGAGUAAAACUUCAACUAAAGAUUCUCCAGAGACUUUUAAUGGUUGAUUCUUACAUUAUUGUAUAAAAUCAACCAACUUUCCAAUGAGUUGAAUGAACAUUUAGCUGAGUGUUGCACUCUUGUUAUAUACAGCGCAAUAUGAAGACGAUAUAAUGCCUGACAGAAAAUGCUGCAGACAUAUCAUAAUAGGAGGAUACUAAUCUUACUGUCUGGGAAUAAUUCAGAAUAAAAUAUUUCACAGAUCUGUAAGUUACAAACCGAAGUUACUGUAUAACAUAAAUAUAUGAGUGAUGGUCUGACAGUUUGAUUCCCUAGUUCUUUGUCAUUUUAAGAAUUGACCUGUCUUGUUUUGAGCGUUAAGGUAAAAAAAAAAAUGCCAAUGGAUUGUUUUACAAGGAUAUUUUUAACAUUGCUGCUGAUAUCAAAGCUGUCUAUUAAGGGAAUUGAGAAAUUAGAUAUAUGUGGAUAGAUAUAAGAAUUUUCCCAUUAAAAGAUGAGAAAUCAUAUCCCUUAAAUAAUGGAGCUAUUUAACAGCUGAACUACCAGUUCCCUGGCCAUAUGUGUGACCAUACACCUCAUAUUUGCACCUUGUGACCUGAUUUUUUACUUUGUCAAUGGCUAUAGUCAAACUGACUAAAAAAUAAAAAUAACAAUACUGA
Molecule: messenger RNA, 2744 nt
Organism: Thunnus maccoyii (southern bluefin tuna)
Lineage: Eukaryota; Metazoa; Chordata; Actinopteri; Scombriformes; Scombridae
Product: FAST kinase domain-containing protein 3, mitochondrial-like
Exons: 10
Coding region: 154-2076 (640 amino acids)
Biological process (GO): regulation of mitochondrial mRNA stability; mitochondrial RNA processing
Cellular component (GO): mitochondrial matrix; ribonucleoprotein granule
Molecular function (GO): RNA binding
Source: RefSeq, a predicted model, not a curated record